CCAGUAUGACACGCAAAGCCAGUUUUGGUAUUUAUUUUGUGUUCUUCAGCCUAUGUGUUGGGCAAGAAACUAAAGAAAAACUUUCUAUUACCUUCAAAAAAAAUUCUCGCAAGCAAGCUAACAAAGUAAGCUAGAAUCUGAUACUUUCCCCUACUUAGCUUAUUUCUUCGAUUAGAUCAGAAUAAAUUGACAUUUUCCAGUGGUUUCUAGGAAGUAGCUAGCCGCUCCACACUCAAAGUCUCAAAUAGACGCUCUACCUUCCUCUUUCUUUUGCCUUCAAUAUUCCUUUUGACUAUAAAAUCUCUCUCUCGGCAUACAAAAACAUGUAUUCAUCUCUUGUAACGCCUUUAUUAUAGUGCAAGAUGCCAUGGGCAACCUCAUAGCCAGAAACAGAAACAGUGGUGCUCGAAUUUCAAGAAACAAUACCAAAGGAAGUGGUGGAAGAAAUAAUAGUAAUAAUAAUUCUUCAGCCAUUGACAAUAGACCUUUAUCGUUAUCACAAUUAAGACCACCGCGACAGUUAGCUCCACCACAGUAUCCUUCGCUGCCGCUGUCUCCGCCGCAACCGCAACGAGCAGAAUCCAUGUCUAGGGCACAAAAUAAGUCAGGACAGGAGGGAUCAGCAACCAUGGGAAAGAAGGAUGCAGCAAAGAAAUAUGCUUUGAUUAAGGAUAAUUUCACUUCUCUUGAACAGGUUACAACUGCCUUAAGGAAAGAAGGUCUAGAAUCAUCAAAUCUCAUCCUUGGCAUUGAUUUCACAAAAAGCAAUGAAUGGACUGGUAGAAUCUCAUUCAACAAUAGAAGCCUGCAUGCCAUUGGAGACACAUCAAACCCCUAUGAGAAGGCCAUCUCUAUUGUUGGCAAGACUUUGGCUCCCUUUGAUGAUGAUAACUUGAUUCCAUGUUUUGGCUUUGGUGAUGCAACAACCCAUGAUCAAGAAGUGUUUAGCUUUCACAGUGAUCAUACACCUUGUCAUGGUUUUGAGGAAGUUCUUGCGUGCUACCAAAAAAUAGUUCCAAACUUGAAACUUUCAGGACCAACUUCUUAUGCUCCUGUGAUCGAGGCUGCAAUAGACAUUGUUGAGAAAAAUCACGGCCAAUUCCAUGUGUUGGUUAUCAUUGCAGAUGGGCAGGUUACUAGGAGUGUCAACACUGAAGAUGGAGAACUGAGUCCUCAAGAACAUAAGACAAUCAAAGCUAUAGUUGAUGCAAGUGAAUACCCCCUUGCAAUUAUUCUGGUUGGGGUUGGUGAUGGUCCAUGGGAAGACAUGCAGAAGUUUGAUGACAAGAUACCGGCGCGUGGUUUCGACAAUUUUCAGUUUGUUAACUUCACUGGCAUAAUGUCUAAAAAUAUUGGCCCCUCUGAGAAAGAAGCAGCUUUUGCUCUAGCUGCUCUCAUGGAGAUCCCUUUCCAAUACAAAGCAACCGUUGAAUUUGGAAUACUUGGACGUGUAACAGGAAGAGCGAAGAAAAUAGUUCCGAAGCCUCCUCCAGUUCCUUAUUUUCGGCCGGCUCCCCCUGUUCAUGUAAUGAGCAAUGCACAAACAUCACCAGCAGAUGAUCGGAACCAAACGGCCUGCCCCGUAUGUCUCACUAAUGCAAAGGAACUGGCUUUUGGAUGUGGCCACAUGACUUGCAGAGAUUGUGCAUCAAGAUUAAGUAAUUGUCCCAUAUGCCGUGAGAGGAUCACUAGUCGUCUCAGGGUAUUCACUGGCUGAUUAGUAGAAUCAAAAUCAAAAUUCUAUAACAACAACAAUAACAAAGCCUUGUUCUACUAGUUAGAAUCAACUACAUGAAUCAAACGACGCCAUUGUGCCCUGUCAUGUAUUAUGUCUAUAGAGACACCGUUUACAUGUAGAAAUAUAGGAUGUGUAUGAUAAAUGCCUUGCAAGUGUUGAUGAAUGAUGAUGGUGUGGCUUAUUAGGUUCUUAGAAAAUGAACUUAUUUGUUGUAACAUGAUAGCUUGUUAUCUCUUCAAGGAUGGUUUCAGUGUGCUGAAAUGUGGAUGUGUUUGUGCAAAA
Arachis duranensis is the source of this 2020-nucleotide messenger RNA. RefSeq names its product E3 ubiquitin-protein ligase RGLG4. NCBI's taxonomy places the organism in Eukaryota, Viridiplantae, Streptophyta, Magnoliopsida, Fabales, Fabaceae. The record is from RefSeq and is a predicted model, not a curated record. The transcript is spliced from 11 exons. The coding region runs from base 368 to 1717 and encodes 449 amino acids.